This is a messenger RNA of Aspergillus welwitschiae, 672 nucleotides long. RefSeq lists its product as uncharacterized. The record is from RefSeq and is a predicted model, not a curated record. The transcript is spliced from 3 exons. Lineage: Eukaryota; Fungi; Ascomycota; Eurotiomycetes; Eurotiales; Aspergillaceae. Bases 1 to 672 code for a protein of 223 amino acids.
AUGCUAUUGACUGCCGCUUACGCAGCUGCCGUACUGAGCAAUGCUGCGCUCGGAACACACAUCUCGAGAUAUGAACGUGAUACUGAGUCUUCGGUGACGGAGGGUGUCUGUGGUGUUGUGAAGAGUGUUACAGAGUAUACUUCACUUACUGUCUCCUUCACAAGAAAUGGAACAAACAUGACCUACAGCUGGUCUAUGGAGACUACAGGCGAUUGUGUCACGUUCUUGGAUGACGUCUUGGAACCCUGCAAGGGUCCUUCUGCCUUAUAUUGCGAGUAUCUUGAUUUCUCCUUCAAACUGCCGUCAACUGGCGUGGCAACGACGCAGUACUCCGACCAGCUGCGGUCAUCAAACGUGAAUGGAAGGGGACCAGGAUCCAGCACCACCAGCUUAAGUACCUCCCGGUCAUCUAUUGAGAUUACUUCACGGCAGACGCCCCGCACCAGUACGCCCUUUCGAGCGCGAAUUACAAGCUUAGCUCAAGUAAGUUUAUCCGUACGUCCCGGUACAAUGGGAGCAACAUCCACAGCUGCACUCUCAGUAUCGUCCACAUCUAUUCAACCGACUCUGUGUGUGGUGAAAGAAAGCGACCUUGAUCAGGGAGUCUGUUACUGUCUUGAUCAAACCAUUGUGCAGUAUUCUAGCUCUGUCUGUGAAGUCUUCGGUGACUGA